Messenger RNA from Eleginops maclovinus (Patagonian blennie), 7470 nucleotides. RefSeq names its product MCF.2 cell line derived transforming sequence-like 2 (gene mcf2l2). The record is from RefSeq and is a predicted model, not a curated record. The coding region runs from base 147 to 3962 and encodes 1271 amino acids. Gene Ontology annotation, cellular component: cytoplasm. Lineage: Eukaryota; Metazoa; Chordata; Actinopteri; Perciformes; Eleginopidae. The transcript has 35 exons. Gene Ontology annotation, molecular function: guanyl-nucleotide exchange factor activity; protein binding.
UGUCUUUAGUAGCAUUGCUGUGUAUGUGUAAGGGACAGCAGAAUCAUGGAGGGAACAUGGAUUAUUCUCUGCUGCAGAGGCAUGAUGGGUAGAUAGAUAGGCCCACACACCCAGAUGAUGUUAGCUGGAGGUAUGAGUUAGCGGAGAUGGAUGUUGUAGGCAGGCUACGACACAAGAGCCUCGUGUCUUGCUGUCCACGCUGUGGUAAAUAUGGACCAGCCUACUCCACCAUACGGAUCUCCACCGCUGAGAUGGAGUCUUAUUACCACUUUGUUGGGGUGUGUCAGGAGACUGAGUCAACCACACUAAGAAAUGAGAUCAUGCAGCAGGAGAUCCGGCCGCUGCUGGCUGUGGACAUCAUAGAGCAGCUUCACCGCCAGUUCGCAUUACUCUCAGGAGGGCGAGGGAAAGAAGGCGCCCCCAUCAUCAUUUUCCCAGAGUACUCGAGCUUCAGUGAAGUGCCAGAGGAAGACUUCCUCAAUGUCGUUACCUACUUGACCAGCAUACCCAGCAUGGAUGCUGCCAGUAUCGGCUUCAUUGUUGUCAUCGACCGGCGGAAGGACAAAUGGAGCUCAGUGAAGGCCUCUCUGUCCAGGAUCGCAGGGGCGUUUCCUGGAAACCUGCAACUGGUGUUGGUGCUGAGGCCAUCCAGGUUCUUCCACAGGGCCAUAUCAGACAUCGGGCUCAAGAUGCACAAAGACGAAUUCAAAAUGAAGGUACCGAUCGUGAUGCUGAACUCAUUGUCAGACCUGCACAGCUAUGUGGAUAAAGGCCAGCUGACGCGGGAGCUCGGAGGAAGCCUGGAGUACUGUCACAGUCAGUGGAUACACCACCGCACUGCUGUCGAGAACUUUGCCAUGACAGUGAAAACUACAGCCCAGAUUUUGCAGAAGUUUGGGUCAGUCCUGGCAGAGACGGAGCUGCCCAAUGACGUCCUAUGCACCAAAGACCUGCUAACAGCACACACCGACCAACACACCAACCUCAAGGAUGAACUGAAGCUAGCUUUGAAGCAGGGCACCACCUUGUUAGGGUGUAUCAAGGAACAGGCUGCUAAGUCAGAGAACCACCAACUGAACCCAGAUGAGAUGGAGAACCAAACCACUGUGGAAAGGCUCCUAGCGCAGCUGGAUGAGACGGAGAAUGCGUUUGAACAGUUCUGGACUAAACACCAUCUGAAACUGGAGCAGUGCCUGCAGCUACGCCACUUUGAACAGGACUUCAGAGAGGUCAAAGUGUCUCUAGACAGUCUGACGGAAAGUCUAACCGGCCUAUCCGAUAUCGGGGAUUGUGUGGCCAGAGUUGAAUAUCUGCUUAAAGAACUGAAGACACUGGAGGAGAAGGCCCUGCCCACGCUAGAGAAGGCCCAGCUCCACGCCCUGCACGGUGACCAGCUGAUCCAGAGCAACCACUACGCUGUUGACUCCAUCCGACCCAAGUGUGUGGAGCUCCGGCAGGUCUGUGACGACUUCAGCAACGAGUCCAAGAAAAAGACGGAUGUCCUGUCCAAAUCCCUGCAGAUACACAUGGGCAUUGAUAAGGUUAACCAGUGGUGUGAGUCUGGCAUCUACCUGCUGGCCUCCCUGGCUGUGGAUAGGUGUCAGUCACAGGAAGGGGCGGAAUCAGCACUGGCGGACAUAGAACGCUUUCUGGAGUCUGAGGAAAAGAACCAACUGACUGAACUGAGGAACCUGCACAACCAGGAUGAGGUCGUCCUGUCUGAGGAUAUCAAGGCCAAUGCCCUGAAGGCACUGAAGCGCCUGGAGGACGUACAAGAGAUGUUCCAGAAACGGCACGUCAGUCUGAAGAGGCUGUCGGCUAAACAGACGAGGCCUGUCCAGCCUGUCGCCCCGCGGCCCGAGUCCUCUCCGAAAAAGCCGUCAAUGAAAACCCCCCCCAGGACCACAGGGGUCCAGCAGCCACUGGCUCGCAGAGCUUCUGAUAACACCAACAGUGGCAAGCCGCCAGCCGAAGAUCCCAAGAAGAAGAACACACGCAAGGCCAAGGGAGGCAUCAAGAUUGAGGUGAUGCACGAGGAAAGCCAAGGAGGCUCCACACAUGUUAUUGUGACCAAUGACACGGAGGAGAGUCUAUCCGACAGACGCAGACACAUCAUGACUGAGCUGAUUGAAACAGAGAGGCUGUAUGUGGAGGAGCUGCAAAGCAUCAUGGAGGGUUAUUUUGCAGAGCUGGAUAACUCCGAGCUCAGCCACCUAAUCCCUCCUACCCUGGAGAACAAAAGGGAUGUGCUGUUUGGCAACCUGCCAGCCAUAUAUGAGUUUCACAACAGGACAUUUCUGGGGGAGCUGGAGAACUGUGCGGAGAAACCAGAGCUGAUGGGGACGUGCUUUCUGAAAAGGAAAGAAGAGCUGCAGGUGUAUGAGAAAUACUGCCAGAAUAAACCCCGCUCUGAAGUCAUCUGGAGACAGUGUGGAGACAGCCUUUUCUUUCAGGAAUGCCAGAAGAAGUUGGACCACAAACUCUCUCUGGAUGCCUACCUGCUGAAGCCUGUCCAGAGGAUCACCAAAUACCAACUCAUGCUCAAGGAGAUGUUGAAAUGCAAUAAAGGCGAGGGGACGGCUGAGCUGGAGGAGGCGCUAACCACCAUCCUGGACAUAAUCAAGUCUGUCAACGACUCCAUGCACCAGAUAGCCAUCACUGGUUUUGAGGGAAACCUGAGUGAACUGGGAAAGCUGCUGAUGCAAGGAUCCUUCAAUGUGUGGACCGACCACAAGAGAGGCCACAGCAAGGUGAAGGACCUGGCCCGGUUUAAGCCGAUGCAGAGGCACCUGUUCCUAUACGACAAGAUGAUGCUGUUCUGUAAGAAGCGAGAAGAGACCACCGACGGACACGACAAGACCCCGUCCUACAGCUUCAAACACUCACUCAAGAUGAGUGCUGUGGGGAUCACAGAAAAUGUGAAAGGCGACAUAAAGAAGUUCGAGGUGUGGUACAACGGCAGAGAAGAGGUUUACAUCAUACAGGCUCCUUCCAUGGAUGUGAAAAACAUGUGGGUGUCGGAGAUUCGUAAAGUUCUUACAGGCCAACUCGAGGCAUGCAGAGAAGCAAGCCAACACAACAUCUCUGGGGCCCCGAUGAGGACUGUCUAUAAGAAGGCGCUGAGACAGUCGGAUUCAUCAAGUCCAGAGUCAGGCUUCAGGAGAUCCAACCCCAGCCCUAACAUGAGGCAGAAGAGAGUUGAUGCUUCAGCCGGCCAAUCAGGCCUCUCUGCUGCUAACGCUAGGAAACGCUUCACCUUGCAGGGGCUUUCAAACAGGAGGUCUCUUCAAGCAGCUCCCGCUGCUAAGGAGGCAGAGGUCACCCGUCGCUUCUCUCUCGCCUCCUCCCUAACUUCCUCUUCCUCCUCCACUUUCGCAGCACGACGCACAAAAGGUCCCCUGUCUGCUAGCAUAAAGAACAAAAGACAUGAGAUAAAGAGUGAUCCCACUCCAUUUGGUUAUGAAGAUACUUUGCGUGGUGCUAUGGCUGCAGUCAGGAAGCGUCAGAGCCUGAUUAGCAGCACUGCUACUGCUGCUAGCGCCACCUCAACUGUCCCUAGAUCCACAUCCCAACCAGGUUGGGCCCAGCGGCGUCACCCUUCCAUGGACACGGACGACUUUGAGACGAUACCCUCCAGUGCCGAGGAAUCUUCGAACUCUUCAGAAGAAGAAGGCAACAAUAAAAAUGGAGACAGCAGUCGUUACCGGGUGCAACUGACCUACCAGUCUCGUGAUGCACAAGAUCUCUCUCUGGGGACGGGGGACCUGGUCCAGUUUCUGGAGGAGGCAGAGAGCGGACACUGGUUAGUGAAGAACCUUUUAACAGAGGAGACAGGACUGGUUCCUUCCAGUAUACUGCAGACAGCAUCUGAAGAUAUCUUCAGUGAUCUGUGUACAGCAGCACUCUCUGACUCGGAUGAAAAUGAAGCUAGUACGUGGGGAGAUGUGUCUCAAGACAGCUGAUCAACCUGGCUGACUUUUGUGUUUCAUUACAGUGGACUACAAACAUUUUUGUUGGAUCACAAAUAUGGAUUUUCAACCACAGUUUUCCUAGUUUUCUACUUAGGUUGUCAUGUUGGACUACAAAUAUGGACCGCUAUUGUUUUUUCAACUGUUUUCAUGUCUGACAAUUUGAAGCUUCUCCGUGAAGCUCCUGGAAAAACUGGAACCUUAACAUGCCAGAAUGCCACAGCGGGGAAAGCCAUAUAAGACUUUAAAUUCUAAGGACUACAAGCUGUCGUCUGUGGAGAUUUAAAACCGGACUGGAUGUGAACAUUGGAUUUACUGGAUUAAUUCAGAAAACGUACUGUAGACAAUGCAACUCCAGAGGGGUUGGGCUGAAUACCUAAACAACUUUGAUAACCUUAGGGAACGUGAUCAAGUCUGUGUGCUGGUUGUGAGCAGACCUUGGCAAGGUGCCUUGUUUAGCUGCUACACUUCGCUGAAGUAAAACUCUUUCAGACCAGGUUCUGCCUCUGCUGCCCUGCUUUAGUCGCUCAACUCUUCAGGUUCAAAUUAUGACACCUUGCAGUAGCUGCAUGCUCCAGAACAACUUUGAUGUUGUCUUUCUUGCCUUUACUCACUCUGGUAGAACCCCAGAUAAUGUCAUUACGUUAAAUCAGAAAAUCCCACUCUGUCCGCUCUUGCACCCUGUAGACUUGCAAAAGAUAUAUCUCCCCUUCAUAUUCGAAGUUGCCCUAGCUAACCCAGUCAUUAUAACAGAAAACCCAUUUACAUACAGCUCCGGAAACAAUUAAGAGACCACUCCACAUUUUUCUUAAAUCUUUAUCUCCAAAUGUACGGCAGCCACUCCAGUGUCUGUUGAAUUCCAACACUGAGAACAAUUGUCAGUAGUUUAUAGAAUACAAUAAUUUAAAAAAUCAUUAAACUCAAAGACAUACCUAUAAAUAAUGAAACAAGAGAAACUGAUAAUGCUGCAGUGGUCUCUUAAUUGUUUCUGAAAGUCAUGUCCCCCUUAUGUUUUGGUAAGAAACCUUUUAUAUGUAUAUCAUACAGGUUAUCAUGCUUGGGGAUGUUAACAUUUUGCACCUUUUUUCCAAGGUCCAAGAUGUGGUUCUCCUAUUUGACUACUUAUUAUGUUUGCUAUAAUGCAUUUACAUGUUCAUAUAGAAAAAAUAACAACAUAUUCAGUAGGUGAGAUAGGAAUAUCACACUAAGUGUCACUUAGGGGCUAACAUCUUUGAUUGGCUUUGAUCGGCUCAUGGCUAGCAAUGUUCAUACACAUAAUACUGUAUUAUCACAGACCAGAUUGAUUGUAUUCUCACUAUAAACUCUUUGAAGAAUCUGGAUACCGGUUGUGUUGCUGAAUUCAGGCAAUAGAGUGGUGCAGAGAUGACAUAUUUUGUGGUUUCCUCGACAAUAAGCAAUGGGAUUUCUCCAUUUGAUUCAGAAGGUUUCAGAAAAUAUGGCAAACAAAUGUUCAAGAUGUUUUUGAAACAUAAUUAAAUCUGCAUUAGUAAAAGCUUAUCUUAGGUUAUAAAUGAACUACAUCAAGGUCGAACGACUUCGUAUCAAGACCACUAAGCUAACGGCGGACUUGUGUUUAGCAUGACAUUGAUUUAGCCAAUUGUUAACAACCCCCGUUUUGUGAAACAGAGAACCUUCAGAUAUUUUCAACUAGGGUAUUAACUGAACAACUUUAUGUUGAAGAACAACACUUUAAAAUGUCUUAAGCUUCUGUUAACCACAGGCUGCAUUUCAGGAAUCUAACCCAAAACCCAGGACGAAACAGGAAGUGCUAAAAUGCUAACUCAUUACCGCCUUUUAGUACUUAUUACUGCACUACUCUAUAGCUCAGCUUUGCAACCCGCAUUAUCAGAUUCAUCAGAGUCCUUUGUAGUCCAAGUUGAAACCAGUGUUUUUGUUACUGAGAUAUUAGCAUUUGUUAGCUAUUUGUAAUCUUCAGGUAAGCUAAGCUGCAAAGUCAAGUCAGGGAACUGGCAAUUUGCAGCAAAUUACUUUUCAGGGAGAUGCCUUUUAUCAGGCAGCACCCGGGCUGUUUCCUACCCACAGCUGUAUAGGAUUCACUUUUCCAGAGAGUAUAAUAGCACUGUACACUGAAGUUUCAUUCAUGGAGAGGGAUGGGAGAGCAUUACAGAUAAUGUAAAUAACUGUCAGUGUGAGUCUGACAUUGCAUCAUUUCGGGCUGAAGAUCCAUUUUCUGUAUGUCUGAUGUAUUGUUGUACACCAUUCUCCCUAAGAGGCUUUCGGCAUUGAUUUGCAUAUCUACUGACAGAUUGAAUUCUAUGGACUAUUAACUGAGAAAUACCAGACAGCAUCACUGUACGUACUCACAGAUAAAUGGCAUGUCCAAGAUAGACUCCGAAAUCCGGAUGAUUUUAUAGUCUACAUAUUCACCUGAUGACUGAAUACAUGUAUUUAACUGGAAUCAGUCUUCAAAAACAACGCCCCAAUGUUGAUAAGCAAUUAAAAAUGAAUACAAAUGAUGCAUGAAUGGAUAGGUAUAUGGAUGGGUGGAUACAUUGAUGCGUUGGUGGAUACAACCCAUCUGUUCAUCCAUGGAUUGAUUGUUAUUUAGAGUGGUGGAUAAAUGGAUGAUGGCUGAAUGAAUGGCCAUAGUUGGAUGGAUGGAUAGAUUGAUGGAUGGAUGAAUGAUUUCAAGGAUGGAUGGAUAUAUUAAUGAAUGGAUGACAUGGAACUGAUAGUAGGCAGGUGGAUGGAAGGAUUAAUUCAAGGAUUGAUGUAUGGAUGGAUGGAUGAUCCAUAUAUUUUGACACCAUAACUUGCUUACCAUCUGUAACAGAAGGGAGACCUCUGUUAAAAUCCUAUACAUGUAACACAAGUGUGAUUGUAAAGAAAUAUACUCCUCUUGAACACGCUGUACAUUUUGUUUAUCCUCAUACUAAAAGAAAAAUAUUGUAACUUUGUAAAGAAAUAUUUCUAUUGUACUGCAUCCUGCUGUAAUUUGUCAUUUAACCAUAUUAUAGAAUGUAUCAAGCCUGUAUAUUGUACAAUCUGUCAUUUUAAUGUACAUAUUGAUUUAUUGUGAUAAUAUGCAUUUUCAUUAUGAACUUUGUCACACUGUACUUCAAUUUUAAACUUGGUCCAUUAUUCCAAACUUAAAAAUACAAAAUAUCACUGAAAUCUUAUAAUUCUCAAGUGUGGUGUUGUUUUAUAGGUAGUGAGCCAACUGUGUGAUAAUUGAGGUAAUAACCGGUCCAUGGACAUUUUGAUUGUAGAGAGUUUUUGCACAAAUCCAAAGCAGUAAAACCCAGAAAAUAACCGGCCCCUGCUUUGUCCUAUUCGCCAGGAGAAAACCACCUCAUCAGAAGGAGAACCACCAUUUUUUUCUCUGGUUCCUUUUUGUAAUCUUGUCAACAUUUUGAAUCUGUUUCAACUGGAGGAUCAGUGCCCUCCUCCUGCUUAGUGACAUAAAGUAAUCCAACACAUUUCCCACCAAAUUUGAAGUGUUGUGAAUUCAGAAAGAACA